GGAGAGAGCAGAGGAGGUGACUUUGGGAAGCGGCGCAGCCCGCUCGUCCGAGCCGGGGAGAAAGCGCGCGCGUGUGUCAUGUUACACAGACGGCAGCAGGAGCCCCCGUCCGACUUCCCGAUCAGUGGCGACUGACCUCUCUCUCUCUCAGGGGGGGGCCGUGUCCUGCUCCGAUAAGGAACCGGCGUUCUGACAAAACACCCGAGGGGGUGGGGGGAGAAGGGGGGAGAGGCAGGACAGCCCCCCAGCCAAGCUGCCGGAGAAGGCUCUUCCUAGAUCGCUCGCCCACCAGCCCUUCCUCGACGACACAGCUCAACUUUUUGGGAGCUUGAUUGGUUUCCUUUUCUGUUUUGAAAAACUUGGCUCCAGAUCCGCGUUUUGGUUUUUCCCCCCAAAGGAGACCGGCUUUCUGCUCUGCUCGAGAGGCCUUUGGGGAUCCCCGUGGACGGCCGCUCGUGUGGAUCGGUGCUGCUGCGAGGACGCGUUAUUGAUCCCCCUAUUUAUUUAUUUAUCUGUUUAUUUAUCGAUCGAUCUAUCUGUGGGGCCGCCUGUGCCGGCGGGCGAAGGCAUGGCGGAGGAGAAGGGCGCCGCCGGGGGCGCCUGGGAGAGGGGCUGCUUGUCGUCGCCGGCGCAGCCCAGGACGGGGCCCGGGGCCCGGUGGUGCUGCCAGGUGCCUCAGCGGCUGGCCUCGGGGCUGCCCGGCGUCUCCUGCCUUUCCCUGCUGCUGAGCCUGCUGCUCUACCUGCGGACGGCGGACCUGCAAGCGCGGGUGGCGCACUUGGAGGCGGACAGAGCCGCGCCGCUCCCGGCCUGGCUCUCGGCACCAGACCAAAUGGAGACGGCUAUUUUGGGACGAGUGGACCAACUGCUGGCUGAGAGAUUAAAGUUCAACUUACCAAGACAUCGGGAAACUAGAGACAUCCGCCAGCGAUGCAACUGCCCACCAGGCCCCCCUGGUCCCACUGGAAGACCUGGACUUCCGGGACUAAAGGGGCAACUUGGAGAGAAGGGAGCCCCAGGAGAAGCUGGAAUGUCUAUCAUUGGUCCCCGUGGUCCUCCGGGACAGCCUGGAACAAGAGGUUUUCCUGGGUUUCCAGGGCCAAUUGGUUUAGACGGGAAACCAGGGCAUCCUGGACUGAAGGGAGAAAUGGGUCCCCCUGGUCCCAAAGGGCAACCAGGUCCUCCUGGGCAUAAAGGAGAAAAGGGUCAAUGUGGAGAUUAUCCUCACAGGCUGUUGCCACUUCUCAAUUCAGUGCGGCUGGCUCCGCCCCCAGUCAUAAAGAAACGCACCUUCCAGGGAGAACAAGGACAGGCAGGGAUCCAAGGGCCCCCAGGGCCACCUGGGCCUCCGGGCCUUCCAGGAACUCCAGGGCAACCUGGCCCCAGUGGACCACCAGGGAGAGUAGGAGAACCGGGGAAGCCAGGCAAGGAUGGAAAGGGCUUGCAAGGACUUCCUGGACCAAGGGGAGAACCUGGAGUUCCAGGAUACCACGGAAGGAAGGGUGAGGUGGGUGAACCCGGCUUAGCUGGUACUUCGGGGGUCCCUGGACCUACUGGCCCAAAGGGUGAAAAGGGGGAACCUGGUAUGAAGGGGGAGAUGGGCAUGCCAGGGGUACCAGGGCUACCAGGAAAACAAGGAUUUCAGGGGGUUCCUGGAAUUGCGGUGACAGGGAUAAAGGGUGAACAAGGGAUCCCAGGAGCAAAGGGAGAACGUGGAAUUGCGGGGAAGACGGGGCCCCCAGGUUUCCCAGGGAAGAGGGGGCAGAGGGGUGAAAAAGGAGCUCUUGGUGAUCCAGGACCUCCUGGAAUCUUAGGACAAAAGGGAGAAAAAGGAGAUUCUGGAAAUGCACUUGGGGGAGGUAAAGGGGAACCUGGAUCGCCAGGAUUGCCUGGAUCUCCUGGACCAAAGGGUUCCAAAGGGGAACCAGGAAGGAAUGAAAUAGUGGAUUACAACGGCAGUAUCAAUAAAGCCUUACAGGAAAUACAAAACUUGGCCCUCGUGGGACCUCCUGGACUGCCAGGUGCUGCUGGACCACCUGGACAAAAGGGAGAAGUUGGCCUGCCAGGUCCUCCAGGACAUGAUGGGAAAAAGGGUCUUGAUGGUGCAACCGGGGAAAAAGGUGAUCAAGGGAUGCCAGGACCCCCAGGACUAACAGGUCCAAUUGGACUUCCAGGUUUAACAGGAGAGAAGGGAGAACCUGGAACAAAAGGAGAAACUGGGGAAUCAAUAACUGGGCCACCAGGGCCACAAGGGCCACCAGGAACAUCAGGUCCUCAUGGUCUUCCAGGACCUAAGGGAGAUGCAGGCAUUGAUGGAACAAAAGGCGACAAAGGUGCCCCUGGUGAAAAAGGAGACCGAGGUCCCCUGGGAUUGCCUGGUGCUUCAGGUUUAGACGGCAGGCCUGGCCCACCGGGCACUCCGGGACCAAUUGGAGUUCCAGGACCAGCAGGACCAAAAGGAGAGAGGGGCAGUAAAGGAGACCCUGGAAUUGCCGGAUCAAUGGGGCCAGCUGGACUUUCUGGAUUACCAGGCUCACCAGGGGAAAAAGGAAACCGGGGACUCCGAGGUUUUAAAGGCGAGAAGGGUGAACCGGGGUUACCAGGGCUGGACGGGCUGGAUGCCCCUUGCCCAUUGGGAGAGGAUGGUUUGCCAAUUCAGGGAUGCUGGAAUAAGUGAAGAUUUUAACCAUGGACUGUCCUGUGUGUAUGUGUGUUUGUACAUAGAAUAUUUAUUUUUAUACAGUGUCUUUGUCUGAAAGUGCCAAAAGAUAUGCAUUUUACAAUUUAUGAAAAGCUGUGUAUUUUUGUACAGAAAAUACUAAUUUUUGCCUUUUAUCUGAUUGUCAGUUGCUUGUAUAAUUGUAUGUAUAUUGAUACUAUGCUUCCUGCAUUGUGGAAUACAGCUGCAAUAUUUGCAUGAUAUUUGUGCAUUCAUAGUAAGUAUUACAGCAUAAUAAAUUAUUGCAUUUGAGGGUGCCAGAAGGAACCACCCUAUGUAAAUACAAAGAGCAAAACCAUUUGAUAGUGAAUGCAAGAACAAUUAAAAGUACUAUGAAGGUUCAUUAUUAAAAUUAAAUACCAAUUUUCUGUUUUAAAAUUGACAAAUUGAUUAGGAGAGUUAUCACAGGGUCUAUAAAUGUUUAAUUACCAGUAGAGGGCACAAAAUUUUAGUACCAAACAAACAGGGACAUGCAGAAGACCUGUCUUCUAGAAUUGGCUGAACUACUAGAUUAGGAUCUAUUUAAGUACCUGAAUGUAUAUCCUAGUAGGGAAAAUAGCAGCCAGAUUUUAAAAAUGGUGCCAAAGGAGCAUACCCCUAGGGUUGCCAACAGGUCUGGAGAAAAAUUUAUUUCAGUAGCGAUUGUGUGAUAGUGGACAACUGAAGGUUUUCAUGGCUUAGAGGUAAAUACCUAACAUUCAAUUAAGUAUGUAUUAAAAAGACAGAACACUUUUUCUCCUGGCAGCCCAACCUAUCCCCCGCACCACAGGCUCAGCCUCAGGGCCUCCACAUCAUGACCCUCAACAAAGCAUAACUAAAGAGUCCACUGGUGGAAACUGUAGGUUUAUGAUGCAUACCUGGACCAAAAUACUUCUAAAUAGCAGAAAAUGGAAUCGUCAAACAUUAAUGCCUGGCUUUUUAUCUCUCUUCUGUUGAGCUAUACAGGACAGUUUAUUUCGCUGCACGGACAACUUCUUCCAAUGCACUGUUGCCCUCUAAAUAUUUAAUUCAAAACGGUAUCAAAUGGUCUUGCUAGUGAAAAAGUUUGUUUGGCAUGUCACUUCUAGCUCUCACAAGUCAUACAGCUCUUCAAUUACUUGACCUAAUUAUGUUUUCUUAAUUUUAAUGCUAAUUAGCUCUUGUCCUCGCUGUAAUGGACAAAAUGAACACUUUCUUUCCUUUCCUCUGAUACCUGAAGUGGUUACCAUAACCUGAGUUUUAUAAUGGAAAAAAAUUACUAGGAUAUGUUGAUCAUCAGUGUGAGAAAAGGGAAAGACAACUGUGUGCCCUGUCCACUGAAGAUAGGGAAAAAACAAGACUCAAGAAUUAUUUGCAGGCAAAUUAUUAGCUCAUAGUUCUGAAAUAUAUCAUUCAGAUAAUAAAACAUCUACUAUCCCUUACCUAACAAUCCAUGUUUUCUCAGUAAAUCUCUGGUCACAGCUUUCAAAAUCAAAAUUGGCAAUGAAUGGGAAGAAUUAUAGAUGCCAUGAUGUGCUCUAAAUGGGUAGCUCUUACAGCAACACCCAAAACUCCCUCAAAUUUAGAUGCAGCCACAUUAAAAUGAAUGGGUGUUUUGCUGCCAUCAUAUUCAGAACAGGGAUGGUGAAUUUGCAAAAACAGCUAACUCAGGAGUGCUUCAAUUGGCCAAUGACGUAUAGACAGAAGACAGAGUACUUGCUGCUGCUGUUAAUUAAGAAUAUUAACGACGUUUAGAAUAGAUAGAUGGGGUCAUGUGUAAAUAUAUACUACUAUCAUAAAGGUGAAUUUAGAUUGUUGAGAUUUUGCAUAAACUGAAGCAAAUAUGAGCAGCGCUUUAGUAGUCUUCUGAAAGGGCAUUUCUAUAUGAAAUCAUUUAUCUGUCACUUAAAGGGUCAAACACCUUGGCUGAUAGCCAAAAAAUGAAGCAAGUAAGAGGGUGGAGAUUCUUGUGGAAGGCCUACAGUGGUGACAGAAGAACACCGUGCCUGAAGGUUUGCUGAAGAUAUUGAGUUAUCUCCGAGGGGCACAGAAAUAUUCUUGAGUCAUGAACGCCAGAGUUUUGCUCCUGAAUAGUGGACCCGGUGCGGCUGCAGGAGAUGGACAUGCCAGUGUUUUUUGCUCUCCUCUUCCAGAGGCCAGAGCCACUGCUAAUGGUGAAAGGAGACUGGCUUCUGUUUCAUUCUUCCAUUUUCAUUCAUUCUGUUAUAAUGAUAGAAGCCUUCACAUGAAGAUCUUGGCAUGUUGUCCAUCAGCUAAUGUGAAGAGCAUUAAGACAUAGACAAGAGUUCUAUGCUUGGUUUUUGUAAGGUGAGAUUUUCUCAGCCUUCUAAGAGAGACUUUUAUAUUUGUUUUGAAAAACAGCUCCAUGAAGAGACAUCAGUGUUUUUACCUUCUUUCCUGGUUACCAGAUGAUGAACAUUAACUAAUUCACAUUUGAUGAUUCCAUCGUUAACCCUUCCAUAACUUCAGGAGCUUUUGUUGAUUUUUCUGGGGAAAGGUUGUCUUUUUGUGUAACAGAAAAUAAUUUUCAGUUUGCCAAAUGUUUGAUUUUAUAGGACAGCUUCUUUUGCAUAGUUUUAAUUUUAUUUGUUUCAUAUUUCCUUUUUUAUACUACAAGAACACCCCAUGUUAUGUGUGUCCUAAAAUAUUUUGCUGUCUGAUAAACUCUUGAAUAACUAAGCCGGUCUUUACCCCCCCCCCCCCUUCCCUUCAAUGGAACAAUCCCAGUGCUUAGCUUACAAAUAAGGUGCUGCUUUAAUUGCUAGGGAAACAUGUGUAAGUUGGUUUCUUCCAUUCAUCCGUUAUUCAUUAUUUUGAUGACAAAACUAAUUUUCGUUAAUAGUUUUGUGAUACCAUCUGAAUUCUUUAAAACAUCUAAAAUGAACUAGUGUAGUUCAAGUAACUUGCUAUAGUUUGUCAACUAACUCUAAAACUUCUAUUAAUGCCCCUAUUUCCUGUAAUUCUUAUAUAUUACCUCUAAAAAUUAUUUAGGCAUAGGCAUUCUGCAGUGUCUUUUGCUGGAGAGACAGGUGCCAGAGAUUCUUUCCGUUUCGCCGCAUGUUCCUUUACCUCUUCGCCAUUUUCUGGCCUAAGAUCUUCUAUAGCAGAGAAACUCCAGUCUAGUAAGUCUGCACAUGCAAUGAAUAUAUGGUGCUACUACUUAGAUAAGGACUUCCCCAUUUCCUUCAGUAGAAAAAACAACUCUGUGAGUAUCUAUUCUUGCACAUACAGAGCUGCCUCAGGAAACCAUAUGCAUUGAGAUUACAGAAAAUUAACAUUUAAAAUAAAUGCAUACAUUUGUUAUGUGGAAAGAUUCUUUAAAAGUUCUUUGUGUACAACAAAGCUCUGAUGUGAAAGUUUAAACUGGAAAUAAAGCCUGCUGAAUACAGUGGAAUUUAUUUCCAUAUAUGGUGGCCUAGAUCAGAUAACGUAAUGUGUAAGAGAUUUAACCACUAUGUUUUUCAGUCAUUGAAAAUUAUCAAGUGCCUCUGAACAUUUUUUAAAAAAAUUAUUAAAACAGAAAAGUAUAAUCACUUUAAAA
Sphaerodactylus townsendi is the source of this 6239-nucleotide messenger RNA. It is a transcript of the gene COL13A1, whose product is annotated as collagen type XIII alpha 1 chain. The transcript has 41 exons. The record is from RefSeq and is a predicted model, not a curated record. NCBI's taxonomy places the organism in Eukaryota, Metazoa, Chordata, Lepidosauria, Squamata, Sphaerodactylidae. The coding region runs from base 569 to 2677 and encodes 702 amino acids.